AUGAAGGCGGUGGAGCGCGGGAAACUGGUGAGGAGCCUUCGGCACGAGUCGCGGCGGCUGCGUCUACUCGUCCUCGUCAUCGGUUUCUUCCUCGUCACGCUCACCUUCGUCGUCGUCUCCAAGCCCGACGCCCUCCUCUUCAACUUGAACGGCAGGCUGUCGGUGGACCAGGCGCCGCGCUCGCUCUUGAUCCGCCAGCGGGUUGACGCCGACGACGGGAGAUCCUCCGACACUCUCGCCUCUGCCUCUGGGGAUCCAAAGGUGGUCGACGACGAUACCGCCGGCGAGGAAGCCAACGCCAACGCCAACGCCAGAGGGACCAGUGAAGAGGAGGAACGGAUGCUCGCUAGUGAGCCCAAGCAGAGGAAAAGGGCAGUGGAAGCCACUGCAUCUGAGAUUUUAGGUGGGGAAGAUGACGAGGGAAGGAAAAGCCAGCAAGAGGGGCACAAAGAGCACCAGCAGCAAAAGUUGACCCUCCCAACUGUUUCGAAUUAUACCAUUCACGAUGCCACUGAUGGCACCGACAAUGGCAAACAGGAAGAUGCAGAAUUUAAGCUCACUCCGGAUGUUGACCAGAGAAAUGGUCGAGACAGAUCUCAUCAAGCAGCAUUGGAUAAUGUGGAGUGGUACAAACCAUUGUGUGAUUUCUCAAACUUCAGAGCAAAUAUCUGUGAGAUGAGAGGUAACAUCAGAAUACACCCAAAUGGCAGUUUGGUCAUUUACAUGGAACCUAUAAGUUCAAGUUCAAAGAGAAAUGAACAAUGGAAAAUUAAGCCUUACCCUCGCAAAGGUGAUGAAUUAUGCCUCAAUCAUAUUACAGAGGUGACAGUGAAAUCCAGCAAAGUGGCACCUGAGUGUUCCAAGUACCAUGACGUGCCUGCUGUGAUCUUUGCUCUGACUGGAUACACUGGGAAUCUUUUCCAUGACUUCACCGACGUGCUUGUCCCCCUUUUUACGACUGCAAGUGAGUUCAAUGGUGAAGUUCAAUUCCUAAUCACAGACAUGGCUAUUUGGUGGACAAGGAAGUAUGCAGUUGUGUUUGAGAAGUUAACUAAGUACCCCUUGAUUGAUUUCAACAAAGACAAUGAAGUGCAUUGCUUCAAGCAUGCCAUCGUUGGCCUUCAUGCUUACAUGGAGUUCACAAUUGACCCGUUAAAGGCUCCACAUAAUUACUCAAUGGUGGACUUCAACCGGUUCAUGCGCAGGACCUACUCGCUGCCUAGGGAUGCAGUAACAGCACUUGGUGAGAUCCCGAAGACCAGGCCAAGGUUGCUGAUUAUCUCCAGGCAAAGGACAAGAAUGUUCCUCAAUCUCAAGGAGAUUGUGGCCAUGGCUGAGGAGAUAGGCUAUGACGUGGUGGUUGAAGAGGCCAAUGUGAACUCCAAUGUCGCCCAUUUUGCCAAGGUAGUUAACUCCGUCGAUGUGAUGAUGGGUGUCCAUGGUGCUGGGCUCACAAAUUGUGUGUUCCUUCCACACAGUGCCAUACUAAUUCAGAUUGUACCUUGGGGUGCCCUAGAUGGGAUAUGCAGGAUUGAUUUUGGCUACCCAGCAGAACAAAUGGGCUUGAGAUACAAGCACUACAGCAUAGGUGUGCACGAAAGCAGCCUCACGGAGCAAUACCCCCUGGAUCACGAGAUCUUCAGAAACCCACUUGCUUUCCACAAGAAUGGAUUCGAGUUUGUCAGACAAACCUUCAUGGAUACACAGAAUGUGAGGCUUGAUUGCAACCGUUUCAGAACUAUACUCUUGGAGGCUCUUGAUCAAUUGAACCAAUGA
Miscanthus lutarioriparius is the source of this 1776-nucleotide messenger RNA. NCBI's taxonomy places the organism in Eukaryota, Viridiplantae, Streptophyta, Magnoliopsida, Poales, Poaceae. The record is from the annotation of a GenBank genome assembly.